Messenger RNA from Fonsecaea erecta, 2112 nucleotides. RefSeq lists its product as hypothetical. Gene Ontology annotation, molecular function: zinc ion binding; DNA-binding transcription factor activity, RNA polymerase II-specific; transcription cis-regulatory region binding. Lineage: Eukaryota; Fungi; Ascomycota; Eurotiomycetes; Chaetothyriales; Herpotrichiellaceae. The transcript is spliced from 3 exons. Gene Ontology annotation, cellular component: nucleus. The coding region runs from base 1 to 2112 and encodes 703 amino acids. The record is from RefSeq and is a predicted model, not a curated record. Gene Ontology annotation, biological process: positive regulation of transcription by RNA polymerase II.
AUGGAGGUUUCAGGCAUCGAGCACCGGCGAGAAGAGGGAGACAACCGCCUAAAGGGCAAUAGUGAUGCGGAGCACGCCACAGGCAGGACCAAGCGCAAGUCAAGAAUCAAGAAGCAUAUCAAAUGCGAUCUGAUCUCGGGGGUUUGCAGAAGAUGUCAGCGAACUGGCGAACGGUGCAUUCGCAGCAGGACGGGCAUCAGAUUUCGCCAUGGGUCCAGUGCCAGAUAUGACACCAAGGGCUUCUCGACGGAUCAGACCUGGUUGAAACCGAAGAAGGCGCUUGGUAUGGACGACUCCCUACAAGGAAAGUAUGCUGCUGACGCCUUCGCAGAACUAAAGUACAUCGAUGAGACUGCCGAGUUGACGGCAACAUAUGACGGGGAUGCAGAGUUCGACGAUGUCGACGACCUGAAUGCCGAAGAUGGAGAAGAAGACAGUAAUACAGCUGGCCCUUCUCAUACAGCCACAGAUUCAUACCGCACAGACAACGGCACGACAGGUUUUAGAAAUGCAGCACCGGGGAAUACCUCGAAUGCUGAUGUCACAACGUGGCCACGAGAAACGAGCAAACAUGCUGGGCUCGAAAGUAACAUCGAAUCGACUUUGGGGCCUUCACCUAACUAUGUGCGCAGCAACUGGAGUUCGCAGAGAUCCCUGCCGUUUUCGUCCCCUCUUCAGACUAGGCAGGAAGAGAUCGAGUCACCAAGUUCGCCGCUGUACACAGGCCUUGUGAAAAAACCAUCAAGGUCGUCCACCCAAUCAAUACACACGGUUUUGGAGGUGAUCCUCCUUCGAUACUUUGUGGAUCACCUUGCUCGGUGGUUUGACCUCUGUGAUCCGGAAAAACACUUCGAAUUCAUUGUCCCUCAACGGGCGCGUUGGUGUCCGCCACUGCGAAACGCGAUGCUUGCCGCUUCAGCGCGCCACCUCACCCGGGUUCGUCAUUCGAAGCUGGGACCGGAGAAUGUCUAUUACUUGGACGGUCAGCCGGUUCCGGACUUGACCGAAGAGUCGGCAUUGCACUACCACAGCGAAUGUAUAAAAGACUUGCUCAAACGGAGCCUCGACGCAGAACAAACCAGAGACGAGAACCUCUUGGCGGCAGCCAUCAUCCUCCGUUUCUAUGAGGAGAUCGAUUCGCCCCUCCGUGCCGAUGAGGAACGAGACAGUGAACUGUUCCUUCGGGUCAUGAACGUUUUUAUUGACGCACAGAUUCCUUCGGUCCCUCUUGUUCCGCAUAGCUCGCCCAUCAUCAACGGUCCGAAGGUUGGCCCGAUCGCGAGUUACAACGCUGUGCCGUCUCCCGAAGCAGUGAAUUCACCUUCUGUGCCCGUAGUUACAUCUCCCGCGCAGAACUUGGGCAGUUCUAUUGACGGCCAGUCGAGGUGGCGGGCAGAUGGACUGUGUCAGGCCAGUUUCUGGGUGGCAUUUCGCCAGGAGAUAUAUUCGGCCUUUUUGAAACAGCGGCCGUUCAACCACGACCUCUCCCGCUGUGAAGCCUUUCGAUCCUUCUCGCCCGCCGAGGACGCCGUGUGGGCAGAUAGACUGAUCAUUUUCUGCGCAGACGUGCUCGAAUUCUGCUACGGGAACAGUAACUCGAGCACGCGCCUGGACACCAAUCUCUCGACCACGGACAACUGGCUCUCCCUCAAGCAGUACGAGGAAAUGUGGCCAGAGGUCCUGCCAGCCUCGUUCGAGCCCCUCUAUUACCGAGACCCGGACAGGUCGAAGGGAGAGGUAUUCCCUGAAGUCUGCUACCUGGCCGAUUGUCACGUCACGGGCGUGCAGCACGUGGAACUGGCCAAGAUCCUGCUGGCGGUAUACGACCCGACGCGACCGAAGCUUGGACCGGGCCACGUGGCCAGCAUGAAGGCGCUGAGUCAGGAGUUGCGGACGAUCGUGCUCCGUCUGUGUGGGAUCGCCAUGAGCAACCGCAAGACGCCGCCGGGACUGGUGACGGCGCUUCUGGGCAUCGUGGUUUGUGGGGAUCACUUCGAGGACAGAAUGGAACAGGACGCCCUGUUUGGAAUCCUGGAUGAGCUGGAAUAUACGCACGCUUGGCCCAUUGGGAACACGAGGAAGCUGCUGAAAGACGCGUGGGGGACGACGUGA